Molecule: messenger RNA, 654 nt
Organism: Camellia sinensis
Lineage: Eukaryota; Viridiplantae; Streptophyta; Magnoliopsida; Ericales; Theaceae
Source: RefSeq, a predicted model, not a curated record
AUGUAUUUUCUCUGUAAAGAAUUAUUCCCCAUGAUUUUCUAUCUACACACACUCUUUUUCUUUUUUGAAACAGGGUUAAAGCUAGCUUUGGCUGGGUCUGUGAAAGAUUCGGUAGUAGGUGAAGAACGUAUUGCUCAGUACUUACUGGCAGUUUUGAAUACUCGGGGUACCCCCCUCCACUGGAAGCACUUGGUUAGUAGAAGAAUAGAUGGUGCAGAUGAAUCUGAUGACAAACAUGAAUAUAAUCUCAAAGAUCUUCUGCCAAAAAGGAGGAAGCCCAUAAAUAGAUCUGAUGUGCACUACAUUGAGGAUCUUGUAACGGAAGUACAACGUGCACUUUUUGUAACUCUCUCAGAAUUCAAUGGUAGUGUAGAAUAUGAAGCUGACUUGGAGAAUCUCAUAGAACAUCAGUUUGAAGCACUUCAGAAGGCGCUGAAGAUACCUCACAAGGCAUCAGAGGCACGUACUAUGGUAUCAAAAAAGUUUCUCACUUUAUUUAGGACCGGUAAACUUGGUCCUUUCAUUCUUGAUGAUGUCCCUAACGCCUCUAAUUCUGUACCUUGAAAUUUUGUGGCUGUUUUUUUUUAAUAUAUCUAUACUGAGCACAUUUUAUUAUUGAAUUUUCUGAUUGAAAAAAUGUAUUUUCUCUGUAAA